CCAUCCAACUCCUUCACAGUGGGCUAUUUCGGCUGAGAUCCCUUUUUAGAAUCCAGGACUCCUCGGGGUCCAGGUGGCCAGAUGGGGUCCGUACUGGCAUAGCAAGAGGGGCUUCAAGACUAGAGUUCAGGCACCAAGACAGUGAGAGAAGCUCUGGUCCCUCACUGUGGCUGACUCCAAGCUCUCCUCCACUGGCCCUCAUUUUCUGGACGUCGUCGAAAGCUCUCCACCCCUCCCUGCCCUCCCGCUCUCCAAGCAAUGACCUCAUUGCAAAAGACAGCCAGAGCGGAUGGUUCCCCUCCCUAGAGAACCAGUGCAGGGAGAGCGAGCAAUGACGCCACUGGAGCUGGGUCGGUCCUGGCCACUUUGGAUUGGCCGCGCGGACUCGUGGGGACCCCCCUCCCACUGUCGCUGGAAUAAGAGCCGAGAGCUCCGCGGGGAAGACGCCCGCAGCAGGCGUUGUGUCCAACGGGGUGGACCGGCCGCUCGCGCUCUCCAGAAACUCGUCUCCAGAACUCCACCACACCCUGAGACACUUGUUUCUGCUCUACAAAGCCAUUCAUUGCACUGUAUCUUUUGAGAUUCACAGCAGCCCAUCUGGCAAAUGAAUGGAGAGAGGCAUCAUGGGCUUCGGGAAGUCCUCCCCCUUUCUGGCUUUCAGCAUCUUGGUCCUGUGCCAGGCAGGCAGCCUCCAGGCGGCACCAUUCAGGUCUGCUUUGGAGAGCCUCCCAGACCCCACCACACUCAGUGAGAAGGAAGGGCGCCUCCUGCUGGCUGCCCUGGUGAAGGCCUAUGUGCAGGGGAAGACAAAUGAACUGGAGCAGGAGCAGGAGCAGGAGGAGACAGAGGGCUCCAGCGUCACUGCCCAGAAGAGAUCCUGCAACACUGCCACCUGUGUGACCCAUCGGCUGGCAGGCUUGCUGAGCAGAUCUGGAGGUGUUGUGAAGAACAACUUUGUGCCCACCAACGUGGGCUCCGAAGCCUUUGGCCGUCGCCGCAGGGACCUUCAUGCCUGAGCAGCUCAGUGACUCCAGGAAGAAGGUCACCAUGAAGCUGAACUCACCACUUCUGUUAAUUUCUGUUGACAACACUUGGUGGGAAGGCCCCAUGGAAGAUAUACAUGUUUGCAUCCCAAUAGAUACUGAAAAAAGCACCUUUGUCACUUACAAGGAAUGAAAGUGAAUGCAAAAUAAGCUAAUUCCAUAUGUAUCGUGUAUCCUUUUUAUAUUUGACUCUGUGUGUGUCAGUGUGGUGGUGGCAUCUAUCGUUGGCUUAUCUGGUAGCAAACUGGUUCUUUGAGAGCUAUCCUGUUGAUCACAGCAGCUCUGCAAACCUUAGGGGGACAAUAAGUCAUUGCCUUUGUGGCCUCUGGGGACAUGUGGUAAUGGUGAUGCUUUGCCUUGUUGUCUAAGAACAUGACUGUAGACUUUAUUUAAGGAAAUCUCAAUGUUGUAUCAUUUGUGAACUUCAUCAAGAUUAAAAACAUAUUUUGGAUACAUG
Herpailurus yagouaroundi (jaguarundi) is the source of this 1500-nucleotide messenger RNA. RefSeq names its product calcitonin gene-related peptide 1. Gene Ontology annotation, biological process: regulation of cytosolic calcium ion concentration; adenylate cyclase-activating G protein-coupled receptor signaling pathway. Gene Ontology annotation, molecular function: hormone activity; calcitonin receptor binding. Bases 609 to 1016 code for a protein of 135 amino acids. Lineage: Eukaryota; Metazoa; Chordata; Mammalia; Carnivora; Felidae. The record is from RefSeq and is a predicted model, not a curated record. Gene Ontology annotation, cellular component: extracellular region. The transcript is spliced from 6 exons.